AUGGCAUAUAAAGCUGUAAGGAAGUCUGCCCGUCGCUGGGUCUUGUGCCUAUAUAUAUGGAUAUUUCGGUACAAGACUGAAUCAAAGAACCACAUAUGCUCUAGGAGGCGAGUCCGAGUGGCAAAAGUAUCUGUGGCUGUAGUAAUGCCACAUAGAGCUGUGGCCAUGUCUGCAUAUGAUGGCCUUUGUAGAUUCGGGGUUCUAGCAAGCCUGCAGUUGAUCUUUGAAAUGGAUGAAGGCCAAGCUACAAACAAAGCUCUAGGGUUCAGUGGUGUGAACUAUGAUUCAUGGAAAAUCAGAAUGGAAGCAUUCUUAAUGUCUCACUUUUAUGAUGUUUGGUAUGCUGCAGUAAAUGGAAUUGUGGUUCUUAAUCCUGAAAAUCCCUCUGAAGCUGAUAAAAUUGUUGUGGCUAAUGAUGGUAAAGCCAAACAUGUCAUUUACUGUGCUUUAAAGCAACAAGAGUUAACUAGAGUCAAGAAUUGCAAGUCUGCUAAAGAAAUGUGGGACUCUCUUCAGGCUGCCCAUGAAGGAAGUACUGUCAUUAAAGAAAACAAGAUUCAGCUCUACAAAGUUCAAUAUGAAGCUUGUAAGAUGGAGGAAAGGGAAACUAUAGCUGAGUAUUUAUUUAGGAUCAAUGAUAUUGUCAACAAUAUGAAAUCCCUUGGUGAAGACAUUAAGGACUCAGAUGUUUGCAAGAAAAUUCUCAGGUCUCUUACACCUAGAUUCAAUGCAAAGGUUACAAUCCUUGAGGAUAAAGACUUAUCUCAAAUGAAGAUUGAUGAUCUACAAGCUUCUCUUACAGCCUAUGAGAUGAGAAUUGGAACUCUUACUCUUCAAAGAAGAGAAGCUGCACUUAAAGUCAAAGAAGGUACUGAAAAAUCUGAUCCGAAGUCUGAGGAAGCUGAUCUUGAAGAGGAUGAAGUGGCCUAUCUGUCAAAGAAGUUCAAGAAAUUUAGAUUUAAGAAGAGAAGUCAAUCUCAAAAUCUAACUUGUUAUGGAUGUGGCAAGCCUAGCCAUUAUGUCUCAAGUUGUCCAACUUUAAAAGGACAAAAUCAGAGGAAGAAAGAAGGGGGAAACUUCAAGGGAAGAUUUGGAAGAAAGGCCCUCUUCACAGAUUGGGAUUCUGUUUCUGAAGAAGACAAACCUGAGGAAUCAAAAGAAGAUGAGUGUUUGUUUAUGACUACUCUUGAAACACCACAGAAAGCAGCUGAAGUUGAAGAAGACAGUGAAGACAGUGACUCAGAGAUUGAAGAAAUUCUUGAAGAAUGUGAGAGACUUGCUGUGAAGUGCAAUCAACAAAAGUCUCAGCUAAAAGUCCUUAGCUCUGAGUUGCAAAAAUCCAAACAACUUCUUGUUAAACAUUUCAAACUUAAGCUGUCUACCUUAUGUUCAAUUUCUCUUAUCUUCUCAAGUCUAAAGAAGUCUUAA
This is a messenger RNA of Cornus florida, 1428 nucleotides long. RefSeq lists its product as uncharacterized. Gene Ontology annotation, molecular function: zinc ion binding; nucleic acid binding. The transcript has 2 exons. The coding region runs from base 1 to 1428 and encodes 475 amino acids. The record is from RefSeq and is a predicted model, not a curated record. NCBI's taxonomy places the organism in Eukaryota, Viridiplantae, Streptophyta, Magnoliopsida, Cornales, Cornaceae.